Molecule: messenger RNA, 954 nt
Organism: Chelonia mydas (Green sea turtle)
Lineage: Eukaryota; Metazoa; Chordata; Testudines; Cheloniidae
Product: olfactory receptor 52E4-like
Exons: 1
Coding region: 7-954 (315 amino acids)
Biological process (GO): G protein-coupled receptor signaling pathway
Cellular component (GO): membrane
Molecular function (GO): olfactory receptor activity; G protein-coupled receptor activity
Source: RefSeq, a predicted model, not a curated record
UAUUCCAUGUCAGAUUCCAACACAACCAACUUCACCAACCCCUCCACCUUCAUCCUGCUUGGCAUUCCUGGCUUGGAGGCAGCCCACAUCUGGAUCUCCAUCCCCUUCUGCACAAUGUACACCAUAGCUGUCUUGGGGAACUUCACCAUCCUGUUCAUUGUAAAGAUGGAGCAAAGCCUCCAUGGGCCCAUGUACUAUUUCCUCUGCGUGCUGGCCAUCACUGACCUGGUCAUGUCCACAUCCACACUGCCCAAAAUGCUGAAUAUCUUCUGGUUCAAUACCAGGGAGAUCAGUUUCAGUGCCUGCCUCACCCAGAUGUACGUCCUUCUCUGCUUCUCAGCAAUGGAGUCUGGAAUCCUCGUGGCCAUGGCUUUUGAUCGCUAUGUGGCCAUCUGCCAUCCCCUGAGACAUUCCAGCAUCCUGACAAACUCUGUUGUGGCCAAGAUCGGACUGGCCGCGCUGCUCCGCAGUGGAAUAUUCGCAUUACCCUACCCCCUCCUGGCGAGGCGUUGGCCAUAUUGCAGAACCAACAUCAUCCCUCACACCUAUUGUGAGCACAUAGCUGUGGUGAACCUGGCCUGUGCUGACAUCCGCAUCAGUAGUUACUACGGCCUGUUUGAUCUUUUCUCUGAGAUUGGAAUGGACGUGUUUUUCAUCACUGUGUCCUAUACUCAGAUCCUCCGGGCCAUCUUCCGCCUCCCCACAAAGGAUGCUCAGCUCAAAACAUUUGGAACCUGCAUCUCUCACCUUUGUGCCAUCUUAGCUUUCUACAUGCCAGGUUUCUUCUCCUCUCUCACGCACCGGUUUGGCCAUAAUGUGCCACUGCACUUCCUUGUUCUCAUUGCCAAUGUGUACCUCCUGGUGCCCCCUUUGCUCCACCCCAUCAUCUACGGGGUGAGGACCAAACAAAUCCGGGACAAGCUGCUCCGGCUCUUUACUCCUAAAGGGACCUAA